Caretta caretta (loggerhead turtle) is the source of this 2766-nucleotide messenger RNA. It is a transcript of the gene SLC29A1, whose product is annotated as solute carrier family 29 member 1 (Augustine blood group). The record is from RefSeq and is a predicted model, not a curated record. Gene Ontology annotation, molecular function: nucleoside transmembrane transporter activity. Gene Ontology annotation, biological process: uridine transmembrane transport. Gene Ontology annotation, cellular component: plasma membrane. NCBI's taxonomy places the organism in Eukaryota, Metazoa, Chordata, Testudines, Cheloniidae.
GUUUUCUCAGAAAGAGGCCCGGGUCAGUUCUUGUAUCUGCUUUUCCCCUCCCACAUCCAGAGUGCUGGCCUCAGCUUGUGGGACUGCUUAGAUACCAGCCGCAGGGCAGCCUGAAGGGUCUGGAGCGACCUGACUGACGGAGACCCACCUGCCCUCUUGCCCUGGAUUCUCCCUGGAAGGUCUGUUUCUCCUCUCAUGCCAGUGUAACUCAGGAGGGAUUCCAGUGAGGUCCAGGCUGGGACGCCAGCAGCACAGUGAGAGUGUUACCAAACCUCGCUGACCGCCACCAGGCACCAUGAUGACGAGCAGCGGUCCCUCAGACAGGUAUAAAGCUGUCUGGCUGAUAUUCUUCACACUCGGCCUGGGGACGCUGCUGCCAUGGAAUUUCUUCAUGACAGCCACCAGGUAUUUCACCAACCGCCUUGGGGAACCCCAGAACAUUUCCUCCCUGGAGCCCCUCGCUGGGCUGAACAGCACGGACAAGGGCCAGGAGCUUCCCCCCACCCACCUGCAGGCCAGGUUCAACAAUUUCAUGACGCUCUGUGCCAUGCUACCCCUGCUCAUCUUCACCUGCCUCAACUCCUUCCUCCACCAGAGGGUCCCCCAGAAAGUCCGUAUCCUGGGCAGCCUGGUUGCCAUCCUGCUGGUCUUCAUGAUGACAGCUGCCUUGGUAAAGAUCCCCCUGGAGCCCCUCCCCUUCUUCGUCAUCACCAUGGUCAAGAUCAUCCUCAUCAAUUCCUUUGGUGCCAUCCUCCAGGGCAGCCUCUUUGGAUUGGCAGGGCUGCUGCCUGUCAGCUACACAGCCCCUAUCAUGAGCGGGCAGGGCAUGGCAGGGACCUUCGCAGCUCUGGCCAUGAUCUGCGCUAUCGCCAGCGGCUCAUUGCUGGAAGACAGCGCAUUCGGCUACUUCAUCACAGCCUGCGUGGUGAUCCUGCUGGCCAUCGGCUCCUACAUCCUGCUGCCCCGCCUGGACUUCUUCCGUUACCACCUGAUGAAGGACAAGACCGAGUAUCGGGUCCAUGAGGGGCAUGCUGAGCUGGAGACUAGAAUCGACCUGAUCAAGAAAGGCGAGCCCAAUGGGGUGGAACAGAGGUACCCGAACAACACAGCCCCCCAAGUUUCCAGCCAGAAGCCCUCUGUCUUCAGCAUCUUUAAGAAGAUCUGGGUCAUGGCUCUGUCUGUCUGCUUUGUCUUUACUGUCACCAUUGGGGUCUUCCCGGCAGUCACCGCCGAGGUGAAGUCCACGAUUGCAGGAAGCAGCAAGUGGGAGAUGUACUUCAUCCCUGUCUCCUGUUUCCUGAUGUUUAAUAUCUUCGACUGGCUGGGACGGAGCCUCACAGCUGUCUGCUUGUGGCCUGGGAAAGACAGCCGACUCCUGCCCAUCAUGGUGGCUGCCCGUAUGGUCUUCAUCCCCCUCUUCAUGCUAUGCAACGUGCAGCCCCGCAGCCACAUGCCUGUUUUCUUCCACCACGACGCCUGGUACAUCAGCUUCAUCAUCCUCUUCUCCAUCUCCAACGGCUACCUGGCCAGCCUCUGCAUGUGCUUCGGGCCCAAAAAGGUGCUCGCCCAUGAAGCCGAGACAGCUGGAGCCAUCAUGGCCUUUUUCCUCUCACUGGGCCUGGCGCUGGGAGCCGUGUUCUCCUUCCUCUUCCGGACGGUGAUCUAGCGGGGCGGCAGCAUGGACACUGAGGCCAUGCUUGGUUCAGCUUCUCAUCCCCCAGCCAGCACAUAGAGGCUACGGUGCCGUGGGGAACGUCUCCUGUGUACUGCUAUGAACUCUCACUGCUUUAACAGACCUUAUGCCCUCUGACCUGGGGAGCAACCUCCACCUGCCCUGAGGAUGGCUUGGGGCUCCCAUUGCUGGGCCACUUUGCCCUACCCCCAGCUUGUGUGAUGGCUCCAGGACCUGUGUGCCCACUAUACUGUGUGUGACCCCUGGAUCCCUUGCACACACAGAUCUCCCCCUGCCCCGUGUCGUGUGACUCCCUCCCCACACACAGAUGCCAGGAUCCUGCCUCAAAUUCAUAUCACACCCGCCAAGUCUGGGGUCCUUAGCUCAAAAGAAAAGAGAGUGCCUGGGGCACUGCCCCUCUUGGGGGCUGCUUGUGACUGGCUCUCCCCAUCCCGCCCUCCUCUCAAGGGGUCCCUGGAGCGUUCACCCUUGUCCAGUGUCUCUCCCCCUCCCCUAGCAAGGGAAACGCCCCAUGCCUGGCUGAGUGAAAGGGAGUCCUGCAGACUGCACUCCCUCCCGCUCCGCCCUAUAUACGUGUGUGCCCCCCCAUCUCUAUGGCUGCUGAGCCUCUCAGACAUUCAUGGCUUUAUUCCUCCCCCUCCCUCCUGGGAGCUAGGGAAGGGUCAUGACCCCAUACUCCAGAUGGGGAACUGGGGCAGGGCUGCAGAUAGAGCCCAGGUGUCUUGAGUGCCAGUCAGAUGCCUUAAUUACUGCACUGCCUUCCUCUCCUCCUGCCCUGGCCUUUCCCCUGCUCCUGCCCUCCCUCCAGGUGACACUGACCCCAGCUGCUUGCACUGCCCCAGACUUUGAUCUUCCCCAGCAGGAGGCACUGGCGGAGUGGAGCAGGGAUGCUGGCUGGGGGCGGGGCGCAUAGAGUGAGAAGGCCAGUGGAGGACAGCACUGCCACGAGCCACCCCAUGCUCCGUGAGGCCUUGCCGGGCUGGGUGCUCCUUGGCGCGAGUGGGGGCCCGGCCCGUUUGUCUCUGUAAAUGUAGCUGUACAGUUGCCUUUUUCUAUACAAAGAGUGAACAUGC